Messenger RNA from Triplophysa dalaica, 3220 nucleotides. It is a transcript of the gene lig1, whose product is annotated as ligase I, DNA, ATP-dependent. Gene Ontology annotation, molecular function: ATP binding; DNA binding; DNA ligase (ATP) activity. Gene Ontology annotation, biological process: Okazaki fragment processing involved in mitotic DNA replication; DNA recombination; lagging strand elongation. Gene Ontology annotation, cellular component: mitochondrion; nucleus. The transcript is spliced from 27 exons. NCBI's taxonomy places the organism in Eukaryota, Metazoa, Chordata, Actinopteri, Cypriniformes, Nemacheilidae. The record is from RefSeq and is a predicted model, not a curated record. The coding region runs from base 128 to 3061 and encodes 977 amino acids.
GCGCCGAAUCAUACGGAGUGAAGCGCGCGGAAAGCAACAUUGAGGCUGCGAAAGAAUAAUAAUACUCUGAACUAUUCAAAAUAUUUGGGAUUUGUUAAGUUGGAGUAACUUAGUGCAAAAUCGCAACAUGCAGCGAAGCAUAUCGUCAUUCUUUCAGCCAAAGAAAGGCAUGGAGAAGAAAGAUGAGAAGGUCAAUGUAAAGCCUGAACCUGUGAAAAGCCCUCUCAAAAUGCAGAAUGGUGUUCAGGAAAGUGAUUCACCAGUAAAGAAGGUUAACAAGCGUAUCCGACCAAUCAUAGACAGCGAUGAUGAAGAUCAACCGGUGGUAAAAGAACAAGGGACAAAGCAGAGUGAUGCCCGAGUGACUGCGUCCUCUCCAACAUCUCCAAAAUCCCCCAUAAGUCUGUCGACACCUGUCACUUCGAGUAACUCUGUUGGCAUGGUAACCCCUGCUUCCUCGGGCACUCCAGGAACACCAGCGACUCCGACAUCAACAUCCCCAUCGGGCAUUCCCAAACGACAGACUGCCCGGAAGCAGUUCCCCAAGAGAAAGCUGGAAAGCAGGAGCGAUGGAGAAGGAACAAGAGAGGAGAAAGGAGUAGAGGAAAAGCAAGAGAGUAAAAGAGCUCGAGUAGAGGACUCGCCAGGUCAGACAGUGAACGAGAAGGAGAUGAUGGAGAUAAUGGAGGUGGAGGAGAAAAGUGGAGAUGAAAAGCUUGUGGUGGAGGAACAGAAAGAGGAGAAUGAAGCAGAAGCAAGUGUAGACUUGCAUGUCAAUGAGAAGAUGAAAAAGAAGAAGGGUGAAAACAGUGAUGCGCCAGAGAAAAAGUUAAAUGGAGUGAGUAAGAAAAAAGAGAAGGAGGUUUCGAAAGAGAAGGUCAAGAGCAGCCCUGAAAGAGAGGUGAAGAAAGACACAGAAGAAAAGGAGGGAUCAGCUAAGAAAAAACCCAUCAGCAGCUUUUUUGCUCCCAGAAAAGCAGCUGUUAAACUGGAGAAGGAAGAACAGAAUGAGGGAGAGAGAAAGAAGACUGGAGAGACCUCUUCCGUCUCUGAACAGAAAGACAAGAAAAGUGAAAAGGAAGUGGACUCUUCUGCUCAGACCCAGUAUGAUCCCUCGAGAGCAAAUUACCAUCCCAUUGACCAUGCCUGCUGGAAAAGGGAUGAAAAAGUGCCGUAUUUGGCUGUUGCUCGUACCUUUGAGAAGAUUGAAGAAGAUUCAGGCAGACUGAAGAAUAUCGAAACACUUUCUAACCUUCUGCGCUCUGUAAUCCUGCUCUCACCAGAUGACCUGCAGUGCUGUGUUUACCUGUGUCUGAACCAGCUUGGACCAGCAUAUGAGGGUCUCGAGCUGGGCGUCGGGGAAACCGUCCUGAUGAAAGCUGUCGCUCAAGCCACAGGGCGACAGCUGGACAAAAUCAAAGCGGAAGCUCAAGAUAAGGGAGACUUGGGAUUGGUCGCUGAGAGUUCCCGCAGCAACCAAAGAAUGAUGUUUGCACCGGCCAAUCUGACGGCCCGUGGAGUAUUCAGUAAACUGAAGGAGAUUGCCAACAUGAGCGGCAACUCUGCUAUGAAUAAGAAGAUCGACAUUAUUAAAGGCCUUUUUGUGGCCUGUCGUUUUUCUGAGGCCCGCUACAUUGUGAGGUCAUUGGCAGGCAAGCUGAGAAUCGGAUUGGCUGAGCAGAGCGUUCUCGCAGCUCUCAGUCAGGCCGUGUGUCUGACGCCCCCAGGCCAAGAGUUUCCACCAGCUGUGUUGGAUGCUGGUAAAGGAAUGAGUACAGACAGCAGGAGAGUUUGGCUGGAAGGGAAGGCACUGAUCCUGAAACAGACAUAUUGUGAGAUGCCUAAUUAUGAUGCCAUCAUUCCUGUCAUGCUGAAAGAAGGCAUAGAUGAACUACCCAAUCAUUGCAAGCUCACCCCAGGUGUACCCUUACGGCCAAUGUUGGCUCACCCAACUAAAGGUGUUGGUGAGGUAAUGAAACGAUUUGACGAGGCUUCUUUCACCUGUGAAUACAAAUAUGAUGGAGAGAGAGCUCAGAUCCAUAUUCUUGAGAAUGGAGAGGUGCAUGUUUUUAGCCGAAACCAAGAGGAUAACACGAGCAAAUACCCAGAUAUUAUCGCACGGAUACCACAGGUGAAGAAAGCCAGUGUGCGCUCCUGUGUUCUUGAUUCAGAAGCGGUUGCUUGGGACAGAGAAAAGAAACAGAUUCAGCCAUUUCAGGUUCUCACCACACGAAAGAGAAAGGAUGUGGAUGCCUCUGAGAUCAAGGUUCAAGUGUGCGUGUAUGCCUUUGACCUGCUCUACCUGAACGGAGAGUCUCUGGUGCGAGAGCCUUUGAGCAAACGCCGGGCUCUGUUACGAGAGAGUUUCGAGGAGAGGGAAGGAGAGUUCGUCUUCGCGAAAUACCUCGAUUCUGACAAUACAGAAAGUAUCGGCGAGUUCCUGGAGCAGUCUGUACGAGAUUCCUGUGAGGGUUUAAUGGUGAAAACGUUGGACAAACACGCAACGUAUGAGAUUGCAAAACGCUCUCACAACUGGCUGAAGCUAAAGAAGGAUUAUCUGGAUGGUGUCGGGGACACUGUUGAUCUGUGUGUGAUUGGUGGUUAUCUGGGAAAAGGAAAGAGAGCAGGAAGCUAUGGAGGAUUUUUACUGGCCUGUUACGAUGAGGAGAACGAAGAGUUCCAGUCUGUCUGCAAGAUCGGAACAGGCUUUAAAGAUGAAGAUCUGGAACAACAUUACAAUUUCUUGAAGGAGCACAUUUUACCUAAACCGCGCCCAUAUUACCGCGUGGACCAAUCGGCAGAACCAGACGUUUGGCUGGAGGCGGUGCAAGUGUGGGAGGUGAAAUGCGCUGACCUUUCACUGUCACCCGUCUACAAAGCAGCGAUGGGAUUGGUGGACCCAGAGAAAGGGAUUUCACUCCGUUUCCCAAGAUUUCUCAGGAUCAGAGAUGACAAAAAGCCAGAAGAUGCAACCACAGGGGCACAGAUUGCUGAUCUCUACAGAAAACAACAGCAGAUUCAAAACCAGGGUGACAAAACUGAACUUGAGGACUACUACUAAAUCUUUCUCAAAAUGGGCAGUAAAAGUUUUCAACAUUUUGUAGCCUAUUGACAUGUGCUAUGUUUUAAUGCUGUGAUAUUGUCAGAUUCGAUGAGAAAUUAACAUGUAAAUAGUUUCAGUGAUGAGAUGGAGCUAAAAUAAAUACUUACUUUUCACAAA